AUGUUUGUGAAGCCAAUAGCGAAAAAGAAACAGGCCAACGUGGAUCAUAUCACUGGUGAUAAGAUCCCUAAGAGCUUUGUUUUUGCGAGAGGGAAGUUGCCUGUCUCUCUCAGGCAACUUCAGAUGGACUUGAGAAAGUUGAUGCUUCCCUAUACUGCUCUCAAGCUUAAGGAGAAAAAACGGAAUAGUCUCAAGGACUUCUUGAAUGUUGCCGGGCCUAUGGGUGUUACUCAUUUCCUUAUGUUGUCAAAAACUGAAACUGCACCCUAUCUGAGGGUUGCAAGGACCCCACAAGGCCCAACUCUUACGUUUAAGAUACAUGAGUAUUCAUUGGCAGUUGACGUUGCUCAAUCUCAACUGCACCCUAGAUGUCCGCAGGAUCUUUUCAAAAAUGCCCCUUUGAUUGUUCUUUCUGGUUUUGGGUCUGGAGAACAACAUUUAAAACUCACAACUGUAAUGUUCCAGAAUAUCUUUCCAGCCAUUGAUAUUAAUACUGUCAAACUUUCUUCUUGCCAGAGAAUUGUGUUACUUAAUUACAAUAAAGACACAAAACUUAUUGAUUUUCGGCAUUAUUCCAUCAGACUCCAGCCUGUAGGUGUCUCCCGUAGACUCAGAAAGUUUGUGCAGAACCACCAAGUCCCUGAUCUUAGAAAUCUCCAAGACGUGAGCGACUUUGUCACUAAGGCUGGUUAUGGAUCAGAAAGUGAAGGAGAUGAUGAAGCAGCAACAGUAACUCUGGCAAAUGAUCUUGGUAGAGUUAAUAAAGCUUCUACAAAAAGCGCUGUGAAGCUCCAAGAGAUUGGACCCAGAAUGACACUUCAACUUAUCAAGAUCGAGGAAGGAUUAUGUUCUGGUGGCAUCAUCUUCAGUGAAUAUGGAACUGCAAGUGAGAAAAGGCAGGAAAAGAAUCAGAGCAAUGGAGAUGAUCAAGAUGAUAAUGAAGAUAUUGAGGAAAAUGAUGAAGAUAGCGACUAG
Dovyalis caffra is the source of this 975-nucleotide messenger RNA. NCBI's taxonomy places the organism in Eukaryota, Viridiplantae, Streptophyta, Magnoliopsida, Malpighiales, Salicaceae. The record is from the annotation of a GenBank genome assembly.